AUGGGAAAGCUACACGGAAAAUUGAUCAGAGAAAAAAGACAGGCCAAAAAGCAGGCUCAGAAGGAAAAGGCCAGACGAGGAGUUGUUCCAAUUGUCAAGAAGAAGCAGGAGAACCCGAAUGUAGUUGAGAAUUUAAAGAAAAUUCCCAAAGUUGACGAUCUCCGUGAGCGAAAGGGAAUUAAAUGUAUUGAGCCGGAAAAGGAGAUGAAAAUCCCCAAAUGCCCUCAUGGUAAGUUUGUUUUUGACUUCUAUUUGCUCUCCGUUUAGGUCCUUGCCUCUUAUUCACUGAUGGGCAGAAGAAAUGGUUUGGAUGUUCGAUCUACAGAUCAAAGGAUCUUUGCAACUAUCAAGUGGAUGUCCCAGCUACGCUAAAAUAUGAAUUUGAGGACGCGAAGCCUCUUAACUACCCUUACGGCUAUGGGAAUUCAAGAACAUUGUUUGAGGAGGCCAAAAAGAAGAAGAAAGAGCUUUACUGGUGCAAAAGGUGUUUCGCUUAUGUUCAAAUCCCUCAUAAUGAUCCAGUGGAAGGGCCAUUGAAGGAAAAGGAGCUGAAUUUGAUCGGAAAGUUAAUUCAGGCUCCUAAGAAGGCCAGUGAUGGAGAAGCGGUAAGGAUUUUAGAGCGAAAAAUUUAUAAUUUUUAUUAAUGGGCUAGUACAAUAUAAUGGAUGUCUGAUUUCAGCAAUACUGGUUUACCGGUGAUGUCCUCAAAGUUCUGGCUGAUAAUUUGAAGGACUAUGAUUCCAUUUUAUGCAUCGGUUGUCCUACUGUUGCUGAAUUUGUUCAUGACAAAAAGAAAAAUGUCUUCUUGUUGGAUUAUGAUCAUAGACUGGUAUGUUGUUUCAAGAUUAGUGUUUUUCUUGCUUUAGAAGACGUAUAACGCCAAUGUGAGCCCUGAGAAGUUAACUGAUAUCACUUAUUUCAGUCAAAUUUCUAUGCUCCACCGAAAUUUGCUCAUUACAACCUCCUUGCUCAUCAUUUUUACGAAUCGGAUGGGGUCGAUUUCCUCGGCAAGUUCUUCAAAAAUGCCCUCAGGACAUUGAUUGUUGUCGAUCCACCAUUCGGCGCCCAAGUGGAGCCAAUUGUUCGAAGCUUGCAAAGGAUUCAGUUAUUAUACAAGGAGAAGAACCCAUCCGGAGAGUUGACUCAGCUGGUAUUCUUGCCCCUGUUUUUGGAGAAAUUCAUGCAUGAUUACAAAAUGUUGGACUUCAAGGUGAGAAUUUUGAUUUGUUUUGUUGAUUUUUAGGGUAAAAUACGAGAGGUCCCGCUGUUUGAAUCCCAGCUAAAAAUUCGAUUUUUUUGGAUAUUUAAAUGUCCUAGAGAUCAAUUUAGAAGUCGAAUAUGUUAAAGAAGACUCAAAAAAUUAUUUCAGGUCACCUACACCAACCAUCGACAAUAUUCGGACCCCAGAAAAACACCUGUUCGUAUGUUCACCACGGCCAAGGAUAUGAAGAAAUUUGUCUUCCCAGCUGAGGCAGGAUACAAGUAAGUGAUUAUAAAGUGUUUGGAUCGGAAUUGACCAGUCUGAUGUUGUUUUAGACAUCAAAAUUUGAUUUUUUCAUCUAGUGUAAUAUAAUUUUUUUCUGAAAAUUGAUUUUAAAGUCUCUAUAAUCGAAGGAUUUAAUUUGUAAUAUGUUUUUCAGACUCUGCAAGAAGUGUUCUCGAUAUGUGAGCGCGGAAAAUGAGCAUUGCAGAAAGUGUAAUUCGUGCACAACGAAGAUGGGCCCAACUUACAAACACUGCGAUAUGUGCGAGAAAUGUGUGAAACCAACCUACAAACAUUGUGUAAAAUGUCUCAAAUGCCAUCUCCCCAAUCGAUGUCUGGCGCAGGACCGAUAA
This is a messenger RNA of Bursaphelenchus xylophilus (pine wood nematode), 1836 nucleotides long. NCBI's taxonomy places the organism in Eukaryota, Metazoa, Nematoda, Chromadorea, Rhabditida, Aphelenchoididae. The record is from the annotation of a GenBank genome assembly.